GGACCACUGGCCUCACAGAACCCAGGAAACUGACCAAGAAAAACAGCGGAUGGUGUAGACAGCUUCUAAAGAUCCUGGGUGUUGACUGUGUUAUGGAUAAGUGAGGACAGAGAGGAGGGACUCUCUGCCUCUAAACCAGAUCCGUGUGAGGAAUAUGAUGACCAAACCAGAGCUCACAGAGAAACAGGAGAGGAUGGACUCUCCUCCAACCAGCUGUGUGUCCAUGAAGAGUGACUGGUCCAUGGGGCUACCAUUUCAAUUUAAAGGACAAUGUUCUUCUGAAACUAAGCCAGAGAAACAGGAGAGGAUGGACUCUCCUACACCCAGCUGUGUGUCCAUGAAGAAUGACUGGUCCAUGGGGCUACCAUUUCAAUUUAAAGGACAAUGUUCUUCUGAAACUAAGCCAGAGAAACAGGAGAGGAUGAACUCUCCUACACCCAGCUGUGUGUCCAUGAAGAGUGACUCAUUCGAGAUUGAACCUGUCUCUUUUGAAAAGACAAAUGCUUCAGAAACUAUGGUUCAGCAGAGUUCAGAGGAUCCCAGGGUUCAGUCUACUCAGGAGCAACAAACACACCUGGACCCUAUAUUUACGAUUCUUAAAGAGAACAUUGUCAGCUUUGUGACCGAUGAGUUGAAGAAUUGUCAGCAUCUUCUGAGUCUGGACCAAGAAACCUUAAAGAGUCAGAGGGAGAAAGACGAGGUGGAUGGUGAAGAGAAAGAACAGAGGAGCAUCAUCAGAGAGGCUUUUCUGAACAUCACCCUGCACUACAUGAGAAAAAUGAAACAAGAGGAGCUGGCUGACUCUCUGCUGAGUAGAACUUCUUCUGGACUGUGUCAACGUAAACUCAAAUCAAAUCUAAAGAAGAAGCUCCAGUGUGUGUUUGAGGGGAUCGGUAAAGCAGGAAACUCAACCUUUCUGAAUCAGAUCUACACAGAUCUCCUCAUCAAAGAGGGAGAAUCAUCAGAGGUCAAUGAUGAACAUGAAGUCAGACAGAUUGAAACAGCUUCCAGGAAAACAGAUGAACUGGAAAAUAAAAUCCAAUGUGACAACAUGUUUAAACCAUCAGCUCACAGAGAUGAACCAAUCAGAACAGUGAUGACAAAGGGAGUGGCUGGCAUUGGGAAAACAGUCUUAACACAGAAGUUCACUCUGGACUGGGCUGAAGACAAAGCCAACCAGGACAUCCAGUUCAUAUUUCGAUUCACUUUCAGAGAGCUUAAUGUGGUGAAAAAGAGAAAGUUCAGCUUGGUGGAACUUGUACAUCAUUUCUUCACUGAAACCAAAGAAAUCUGCAGGUUUGAAGAGUUCCAGGUUGUGUUCAUCUUUGACGGUCUGGAUGAGUGUCGACCUCCUCUGGACUUCCACAACACUGAGAUCCUGACUGAUAUUACAGAGUCCACCUCAGUGGAUGUGCUGCUGACAAACCUCAUCAGGGGGAAACUGCUUCCCUCUGCUCGCCUCUGGAUAACAACACGACCUGCAGCAGCCAAUCAGAUCCCUCCUGAGUGUGUUGACAUGGUGACAGAGGUCAAAGGGUUCACUGACCCCCAGAAGGAGGAGUACUUCAGGAAGAGGUUCAGAGAUGAGGAGCAGGCCAGCAGCAUCAUCUCCCACAUCAAGACAUCACGAAGCCUCCACAUCAUGUGUCACAUCCCAGUCUUCUGCUGGAUCACUGCUACAGUUCUGGAGGAUGAGUUGGAAACCAGAGAGGGAGGAGAGCUGCCAAAGACCCUGACUGAGAUGUACAUCCACUUCCUGGUGGUUCAGGCCAAAGUGAAGAAGGCCAAGUAUGAUGGAGGAGCUGAGACAGAUCCACACUGGAGUCCAGACACCAGGGAGAUGAUUGAAUCACUGGGAAAUGUGGCUUUUGAUCAGCUGCUGAAAGGAAACCUGAUCUUCUAUGAAUCAGACCUGACAGAGUGUGGCAUCGAUAUCACAGCAGCCUCAGUGUACUCAGGAGUGUUCACAGAGAUCUUUAAAGAGGAGAGAGGACUGUACCAGGAAAAGAUGUUCUGCUUCAUCCAUCUGAGUGUUCAGGAGUUUCUGGCUGCUCUCUAUGUUCAUUUGACAUUCAUUAAUCAUGGUGUCAAUCUGCUUGGAAAAUCCCAAAACUCCUCCCUGUGGUCCAACUUGUUUGAAGAUGAACCUGACCUGGAUCAUCUCCACCAGUGUGCUGUGGACAAGGCCUUACAAAGUUCAAAUGGACACCUGGAUCUGUUCCUGCGUUUCCUCCUCGGUCUUUCACUCCAAACCUGUCAGAUUCUUCUACACGGCCUGGUGAGAGAGAGAGGAAACAGACUAAAGACCAAGAGAAAAGCAGUGAAGUACAUCAAGAAGAAGAUGAGAGAUGAUCUUCCUACUGAGAGAAGCCUUAAUUUGCUCUACUGUCUGAAUGAACUGAAGGACGAAUCACUAAUAGAGAAGAUCCAACAGUACCUGAGUUCAGGAAGACUCUCAGAAAAGAAGCUCUCUCCUGCCCAGUGGUCAGCUCUGGUCUUUAUGUUACUGUCAUCAGAAGAAGAUCUGGAUGUGUUUGACUUAAAGAAAUUUUCCGCUUCAGAAGAUGCUCUGGUCAGGAUGCUGCCAGUCAUCAAAGCCUCCAGAAGAGCUGUGUUGAAUGAUUGUAACAUGUCAAAGAAAAGCUGUGAAGCUCUGGCCUCAGUUCUCAGCUCCCAGUCCUCUUGUCUGAGAGAGUUGGACCUGAGUGAUAACAACCUGAAGGAUUCAGGAGUGAAGCUUCUUUCUGAUGGACUGAAGAGUUCACACUGUCUAUUGGAAACUCUGAGGUUGAGUGAUUGUAACAUGUCAGAGAGAAGCUGUGAAGCUCUGGCCUCAGUUCUCAGCUUCCAGUCCUCUUGUCUGAGAGAGUUGGACCUGAGUGAUAACGACCUGAAGGAUUCAGGAGUGAAGCUUCUUUCUGAUGGACUGAAGAGUCACAUUUUGUUUGUUUGUUGUAGGUUGUCAGGUUGUCAGGUCACUAAGGAGGGCUGUUCUUUUCUGGCCUCGGCUCUGACCUCUAACCCCUCCCAUCUGAGAGAACUGGACCUGAGCUACAAUCAUCUAGGAGACUCAGGAGUGAAGCUGCUGUCUGAUAUAAAAGAUAAUCCAGACUGGAGACUGGACACACUCAAGGUGGACCACGGUGGAGAGCAGAGGAUGAAACCUGGCCUGAGAAAGUAUGCCUGUAAACUCACACUGGACUCAAACACAAAACACCAGCAAUUGCAGGUGACUGACAAUAACCAAAAGGUGACGACAGUGAGAGAGAGGCAGUGGCUUUACAUUCCUCUAGAGAGCUUUAACGUCCGUCAGGUUCUGUGUAAAGAUGGAGUUACUGAUCGCUGUUACUGGGAGGUGGAAUGGAAAGGAAAUGUGCUCGUAGCAGUGACUUAUAAACCAAUCAGAAGGAGAGGAAAUGAUGAAGACUCUUGGUUUGGGAACAACAGUCAGUCCUGGAGUCUGUGGUGCUCUGAGAAUGGUUUCUCUCUCUGGCACAACAAACAAGAAAUGGAGCUUCCAUCCUCUUCUUACUCUGUGUCUAGCAGAGUAGCAGUGUAUGUGAACUACUCUGCUGGAACCAUCUCCUUCUACAAAGUCAUUAAUGACAAACUGUUUCCUCUCCACACCUUCCACUCCACCUUCACUGAACCUCUCUAUCCUGGAUUUGGGUUUGGACACAACUCCUCUGUGUCUAUUUGUGAGCUGUAGAUAAAUAUUAAUAAUAUGCUGGUUGAAUAUAUUCAGUGACUGGUCACUGUGGACACACACUUGUUCCAUGUGCCAUGAAAAUUAAAAUUUUACGAGUAUCUCAGCAUGGUGACUUUAAUCCAUGAACAGUCAGCUCUUAUUUCUCAGUAUCAUAUCAUCAUCAUACACUUCACCACAAACAUGUGUUGAGAAGAUCAGACUAAGACAAAUUCCAGAUUUAUAGAACCUAACCCAGGAACUGAACCACAUCGAUUAACUUGUUAUGAUGAUAUGUAAUAUUGGCUAACUUUCUCUAGUAUUUCAGUUCCAUGUAUUUAAUUGGACUCUCCUUGUCUACUUUUAGGACUUGUGUGAAAAUCUGCUAAUGUUUUCUUUUAGUUUUAUCACCAGUCUGUUUACAGUGCAAAACAAGAGGGUACUUUCUGAUGAUCAUAAUGAAUGCAGACCAGACGAUAAACUGAGGAAAAUACACUUGAUUUUUCCACAUUUCUGUAGUGAUUGGUACUAAUGAACUAAUUCUGAAAUACUAAAUAAUAAAAUGUGCACUCCUUUUUA
Messenger RNA from Mugil cephalus (flathead mullet), 4264 nucleotides. Its product is annotated as NLR family CARD domain-containing protein 3-like. The transcript is spliced from 13 exons. Gene Ontology annotation, molecular function: protein binding. NCBI's taxonomy places the organism in Eukaryota, Metazoa, Chordata, Actinopteri, Mugiliformes, Mugilidae. The record is from RefSeq and is a predicted model, not a curated record. Bases 155 to 3709 code for a protein of 1184 amino acids.